AAGCAGGCAGCGAGACAGAGUGAAAAGGGGGAAGAAGUACUUCAAUAAAGGUGAAGCGUAGAGAGAUGUUCUAAAGAGUCUGUGUAAGAGAAACUUCAAGCCACGGAAGAUGGAGAACGAAACAGUCAGUGAACUGAACCAAACCGAGGUUCAGCCCCAGGCAGUGGUGGCGCUCGAGUACCAGGUGGUCACUAUCUUACUUGUGCUCAUUAUUUGCGGACUGGGCAUCGUGGGCAACAUCAUGGUUGUCCUGGUGGUCAUGAGAACCAAGCACAUGAGAACCCCUACCAAUUGCUACCUGGUGAGUCUGGCGGUGGCUGAUCUCAUGGUCCUGAUAGCUGCAGGCCUCCCCAACAUAACCGACAGCAUCUACGGUUCCUGGGUCUAUGGCUAUGCUGGUUGCCUCUGCAUUACCUAUCUCCAGUAUUUAGGGAUUAACGCAUCCUCAUGUUCCAUAACCGCCUUUACCAUUGAGAGGUACAUAGCAAUCUGCCACCCCAUCAAAGCCCAGUUUCUCUGCACAUUUUCCAGAGCCAAAAAGAUCAUUAUAUUUGUCUGGGCCUUCACAUCCAUUUAUUGCAUGCUCUGGUUCUUCCUGCUGGAUCUCAAUAUUAGCACCUACAAAGGUGCCAUUGUGGUAUCCUGUGGCUACAAGAUCUCCAGGAACUACUACUCACCUAUUUACCUAAUGGACUUCGGUGUCUUUUACGUGGUACCAAUGAUCCUGGCCACUGUGCUCUAUGGAUUUAUAGCGAGAAUCCUCUUCUUAAACCCCAUUCCUUCUGACCCUAAAGAGAACUCUAAAAUGUGGAAAAGUGAGUCAACCCAUCAGAACAAGAAUUUGAAUGUAAAUGCCGCCAACAGAUGUUUCAACAGCACUGUGUCUUCCAGGAAGCAGGUCACCAAGAUGCUGGCAGUGGUUGUAAUUCUGUUUGCCCUUUUAUGGAUGCCCUACAGGACUCUUGUGGUUGUCAACUCAUUUCUCUCUAGCCCUUUCCAGGAAAAUUGGUUCCUGCUCUUUUGCAGAAUUUGCAUUUACCUCAACAGUGCCAUCAACCCAGUGAUUUACAACCUCAUGUCUCAGAAAUUCCGUGCAGCCUUCAGAAAGCUCUGCAAUUGCAAGCAGAAGCCCACAGAGAAACCGGCCAGCUACAGCGUGGCUCUAAAUUACAGCGUCAUCAAGGAGUCAGACCGGUUCAGCACAGAGCUGGAUGACAUCACCGUCACUGAGACUUACGUGUCAACCACAAAAGUGUCAUUUGAUGACACCUGCUUGGCUUCUGAGAAAAAUGGAUCCCACUCAUGUGCAUAUUCUUUGACUGCCAAACAGGAGGAAAUAUGA
Chionomys nivalis (European snow vole) is the source of this 1342-nucleotide messenger RNA. It is a transcript of the gene Trhr, whose product is annotated as thyrotropin releasing hormone receptor. Gene Ontology annotation, biological process: phospholipase C-activating G protein-coupled receptor signaling pathway. NCBI's taxonomy places the organism in Eukaryota, Metazoa, Chordata, Mammalia, Rodentia, Cricetidae. Bases 110 to 1342 code for a protein of 410 amino acids. The transcript is spliced from 4 exons. Gene Ontology annotation, molecular function: thyrotropin-releasing hormone receptor activity. Gene Ontology annotation, cellular component: membrane. The record is from RefSeq and is a predicted model, not a curated record.